This is a messenger RNA of Hippoglossus stenolepis (Pacific halibut), 1325 nucleotides long. RefSeq names its product interferon-induced, double-stranded RNA-activated protein kinase. Bases 177 to 1316 code for a protein of 379 amino acids. The record is from RefSeq and is a predicted model, not a curated record. The transcript has 11 exons. NCBI's taxonomy places the organism in Eukaryota, Metazoa, Chordata, Actinopteri, Pleuronectiformes, Pleuronectidae.
CAAAUCGAAACUCUGCACAGUGAGCUGAAACGAAAGAGGAAGUGCAUGUGUACACAGAGCAGUGAGAGUUGAACACCGGUGAGAAGAAGACCGAGAGAAACACGUUCACCUUCGUGCUUUGUUUGCUAUGUUUUUUUAACGGAAUUUAAGAUUGAAUUUCGACCGCUGCGUCGAUAAUGGCAACUGUAAACUACGUAGCUGAGCUAUUGGAGUACGCACAGAGAACAGGCUCAAAGGUGAUUUUUGAAGAGGUGAGCUCCGAGGGACCCGACCAUGAGAAGACAUUCACCCAGAGGGUAAUCUGCAACGGUGAGGUGUAUCCCGAAGGUGUGGGGAGGAGCAAGAGGCAAGCCAAGCGUAAUGCUGCUGAACAUGCCCUUAGAGGCUUGUUGGAGAAGCAACCUGCCAGCAAUGUGGAAAAUAGCCAGAGUGUGAAUGACAACAGCUUUGAAGAGACAAAUUUCAAAGGAAUUCUCAACCACCACUGUCAGAAAAAAAGCCUCGCCCAUAAUUACAUCCAAGUGAAUAGAAGCGGUCUACCACAGAGUCUCCAAUUCACCUACAAAGUAGUAAUCGAAGACAAGGAGUACCCUGUGGGGGAGGGUAAGACUAUCAAGCAAGCCCAACAAAAUGCUGCUCAGCAUGCCUGGUCUGCUCUUCAAGAGCAGUCCGACUGGGACAGCAAGGUUUCCUUGAGGUCCACUGUGUCCGAAGAUGAUGAUCCCCCUAUGAUGCCAUCAACUUCAACCUCGACUUCGACAUCGACAUCGACCUCGACAUCAACUUCACUGGAACCCAUGAUGUUGUCAUCACAAAGCGAACCAAUAAGUUCUCCAAGUGACUCCAUAGUAUUCAUGGACUCAUCAAACCCUCUCAAGGAUCAGGUUUUUGAAAAUGAGGAAGCCAAACAAGAUGUGUCAGAAAUCUGUGAUAAGACCAACAGCCUCAGUGUAAAGGCAGAAGGUGGAAACUUCAUUGGCAUGGUCAACCAGUACUGUCAGAAAACACAGUGCUCCCACACUUUCGUCUUAGAGAAAAGAUGCGGAGAAGCACACAGCCCCCAAUUCUUCUACAAGUUAGUGAUCGACAACAAGGAGUACCCUGUGGGUAAGGGGAAGAAUGGGAAAGAAGCCAGACAAAAUGCAGCUCAGCUGGCCUGGGCUGCUCUUCAAGAGCAGACCGACUACGACAGCAAGGUUGCUGUGGAAAACGAGGGCAUGGCCGAUAGUGUGAGUAACACACCAACCAAGUCCAGAUUUACAUCACAGUUUGAUUCCAUAAAGUCUCUUGGAAAAGGAAGCUAUGGUCAUGUAUAAUGGCGCAGC